Nilaparvata lugens (brown planthopper) is the source of this 2032-nucleotide messenger RNA. RefSeq names its product E3 ubiquitin-protein ligase TRAIP. The record is from RefSeq and is a predicted model, not a curated record. The transcript has 7 exons. Lineage: Eukaryota; Metazoa; Arthropoda; Insecta; Hemiptera; Delphacidae. The coding region runs from base 306 to 1697 and encodes 463 amino acids.
AAACAGGAAAUGUGUUCGGCGGUUCGGCAUAGUGCAUAGAUUUUGAUGGUUAUCAACUGCAGCAGUUUGAUAGUUUGAUUUUUCAAGUACAAUCAGGUUUUAAGAUAUUUGUUUAGUUUUCAGGUCUAUGUAUUGUUUCUAAUAAUUUUAAUAUUUGGUAUUUGAGGUAAUAUAUACUUUUUUAUCAACCUCAUCCUCGACCUUUGAGCUUGAGAUGCAACUCUUCGUAAUCUAGAAUAAUUUAGUUUUUAUUCUAUCGGAAACAUUUAUCAUCAGCCUUCUAAUUAUUUAAAUCAGCGUCAAAAAUGCACAUCACAUGUGUGAUUUGCGGAGAUCUAUUUACUGGAACAAACAUUGCAGAAAGUGUAUACUCGACUCCAUGUGGCCAUCUUUUCCACCACCACUGUCUUAUGGAAUGGCUCGGAAGAUCACCUUCGUGUCCUCAGUGCAGACAAAAAACGUCCGAUAAGAAAAUUACUCGUAUUUUUUUCAAUUUGUCCAGCACAAGUGAGAAUGACGCAAGCGCUUUAGCGUUCCAGGUUGAUAGCUUGCAAUAUAAAUUGGAUGAGAGUGGCAGAGAAAUUAAAUUGUUAAAAGCCGAAAGAGACAAAUAUAGCCUUCAAGCCAAGGGCCUAAGGCAAGAAGUAAUACAAGUUUCUAAUAAGGAGAAAAAGCUGGAACAAUGUGUCCAUGCUCUUAGAAGCGAAGUGACGCUAUUGAAGAAAAGCUGUAAAGCUUAUGGGUUGCUUUUAUGUGAAAACGAAGAGUUGAAAAGAGAAAACGCCAGCCUCAAAAAAAUCAAGGAUAUAAUUCAUGGCUCUGAUGCAGAGGUUGAUGAAGCUCUCGAAGAUGCUGACGCUUAUCCCAAUUUGAGACAGUGCAUCACCUUUUUUAAGAAGAGGAUAAAAACUCUUUUGAAUGAGCACAAGAAUGUUCAGGCUGAAUUGAACAUUCAAAAAAGAAAACGCCUUGACCUGGAAUUGAAAUUGUCAUCACUUUACGAGGAAAGGAGAGUGAUGAACCUAGAGAACAAAGGACUGAAGACUAUAGCUUCAAUUUACACUGGAAACAGGAAUCCUGCGAAAAAAAUGAGUAUUGACAAAGUUGAUACUCACAAUGAUGAAGAAGAGCAGCUAUUCGAAAUCAGUGAUGAUGAGAGGAGGGAACAAAAAGAAGAGACCGAGGUGUCCUACAACAAGCCGGUCUUCGCACACACGUCCAGGUCGAGCGCUCUGCAACCAAACCAUAAAAUCCAGCAUAGCUUCCGAGGCGCACUCAAACAGUCGUUUCCUGCAUCAUCGGCGUCAGGCAGUGACAACUUCCAUCCCCGAAAAUACUCAGCGGCGGCGCCAUCCAAAGUCGGCAAGAAGUUGAAGAAGAAGCUUUGUCCUAGUGCUGUGUCUGCUAUAAGAGACGUGCAAAAAGCCUCCACAGCCACAUCGGAAAUCGCCGCCAUGUUCUUCGAUUCAGUCAAAAUGACAGCAGAAGGUUCGAGACGCCGCGCCAGCAGCCCAUCAACCUCUAGAUUUGAAUCUCUCAUGGAUUCCAUUGAUCUCGAUACUCCACCAUCCGAACGGCGUGCCAAUCAUACAUUCUCAGAUAUUGAUGAGAUCUUAGAUACAGUACAGCUUUUAUCGCCGUCAUCACAGUCGAGCCGCCAAGCAAGCAAACAAUCAAACUCAAUCGAUCUCACGUGACUUUUCUUGCACUUUCAUCAAGCCUCGCUCAAAACAAAUGUAUUUUUAAGUUAUGUUUUCGUUUCUUAUUGGCGAUAUAAAUUCAACUAGUCGAUUCUCCAAUUUCUUAUGUUUUUUACUUGUCUCAUUUAACAUUAUAUUCAUCGAAGUAUUAAUUGAUAGUAUUAAACGCGUGAAUUGAUGGAAUUGUUCAAGGAAUUCUCCUGCUUAUGAUGUUCCAAAGUGAAAAUUAAAUCAUUAGUUGAAAAUGUUUUGUUCAGUCGACACUAUACAAUAUAUUCUCUAAAUUUUUUAAUGUGUCAAUAAUUUACUAUUAAAUUUCAUAAUUUGUUAAA